Rhizoctonia solani is the source of this 1263-nucleotide messenger RNA. Its product is annotated as aminotransferase class I and II protein. Gene Ontology annotation, cellular component: cytosol. Gene Ontology annotation, biological process: L-aspartate biosynthetic process. Bases 1 to 1263 code for a protein of 420 amino acids. NCBI's taxonomy places the organism in Eukaryota, Fungi, Basidiomycota, Agaricomycetes, Cantharellales, Ceratobasidiaceae. The transcript is spliced from 7 exons. Gene Ontology annotation, molecular function: pyridoxal phosphate binding; L-aspartate:2-oxoglutarate transaminase activity. The record is from RefSeq and is a predicted model, not a curated record.
AUGGCCGCACGUAUCAAGCAGUUAGCCGCUCACAUUUCUCCCUCCCAGCAAUCUACCACCAUGUCUUCUGCAUCCACUUUUGCCAAGGUUCCUCUCGCCCCCCGGACAGGUAUGCAUAUCAUCUUCAAGCUGACCGCUACGUACAAAGCCGAUACCUUUCCCCAAAAAGUAAACCUCGGUGUGGGUGCCUACCGUGACGACGACAACAAGCCGUGGGUCCUUCCGGUUGUCAAAAAGGCAACCGAGAUCCUGCUCAAUGACCCCGCGCUUGAUCACGAGUAUUUGCCCAUUACCGGUCUGCCAGAGUACACCAGUGCCGCUGCCAAGCUCAUCCUUGGGGCCGAUUCCCCCGCGAUUGCAGAAGGCCGCGUUGCAAGUGUCCAGACCAUCUCAGGAACCGGCGCAAACCACCUCGGAGCUCUCUUCCUCUCGCGUUUCUACGAAUGGACGGACAACAAGCCUCAAGUGUUCGUUUCUGACCCGACAUGGAUCAACCACUUUGCGAUCAUGCGCAAUGUCCAGAUCGAUCCCUUGACCUACCCGUACUACGAUCCCAAGACGAUCGGUCUCGAUUUUUCCGGCCUGCUAAACUCACUCAAGACCGCGCCGGUCCGGUCGGUAUUUUUGCUCCAUGCAUGCGCGCAUAACCCGACCGGAGUCGACCCCACACACCAGCAAUGGGAGGAGAUCGCAAACGUCUUUCUCGAAAAGGGCCAUUACGUGUUCUUCGAUUCGGCCUACCAGGGCUUCGCGAGUGGUGAUUUGGACAAGGAUGCCUGGGCGAGCUUUGCCAAAAACGCCGGCUUGUACGGCGAACGUGUCGGAGCUCUCCAUGUUGUUUCUCCAACCCAGGAAGAGGCCAACCGCGUCAAGAGUCAACUGUCGGUUCUUCAGCGCAGUGAAAUCAGUAACCCCCCGGCUCAUGGUGCCCGCUUGAUUGCUUUGAUAUUGAACGACCCGACUCUCUUUGACGAAUGGAAGCGUGAUAUCAAGACGAUGGCGCACAGGAUUAUCGCCAUGCGUGAAGAACUGUACAACAUUCUGACCAACGAGCUCAAGACUCCUGGCAACUGGAAUCACAUUACAGAUCAGAUUGGCAUGUUCAGCUUUACUGGUAUUUCUCCCGAGCAAUCGCAGCAGCUCAUCGACAAGGCACACAUCUACCUCACUGCCAAUGGCCGUAUCUCCAUGGCCGGCCUGAACUCGCACAAUCUUCGGUACUUCGCCGAAUCGCUCGAUAAGGUUGUUCGUGGCACUCUAUGA